AUGCUUGGUCCUCGCCUUGUCCGCCCGGCUGCGUCGCUGGUUCGGCCGUUCAGCUCGACGGCCGUCUGGCAGCGGGCCCCUUCCAUUAGAGACAUCACCCCCGUCUCAGCGACUGAGUUCAGUGCCCGACAGAAGGAAUUCCGCGAGAACCUGGAGGUGGCUCGCAAAAAGAAAGAACAGCAAGAGAGUCAGUCCGUUGAUACAUCUGCUUCUGCCUCUUCCCCUGUCUUCCCUCGUGACCGCUUCAGUGAGUAUACGACCGCUCCCACUGCUCCGGAUGUGAGCAAUGCGAGUGCCAAUAGCCGUGUUGUUGACGCUGCUGCGGCCCUUGAUUCUCAAGCAUUGGGCUCACUCUCCACCCACCGUUCUUUAGGAGAUGACAAGAUACACGAGGCCAAUCAGACUCCCAAACGGGGCCCCCUCUCUUCCCUCAUCUAUGGAACCAAGGAGGGCCAACAGCUUGAUCAAGACAUCGAACGCUCCUUCUCCCAAGUCCUCGCACGUGGCAAGUAUGUCCACUCGAUCGUUUUCCAUGACGUGAAGCCCGACAAGGUCGAUGAGUAUGUUGAGCUGGUCGGCAAAUGGUAUCCGCGAAUGGCCCAAAUGGAGGAAAAUCGAGUCAAUCUAGUCGGUAGCUGGCGCACACAGGUCGGAGACAACGACACAUUCAUCCACAUCUGGGAGUACCAACGGUAUACCGGUUAUCAUGCCUCGUUGCACAAUAUUUCCAUGCAACCGGAAUUCCCCGAAUUUGACCGCAAGCUCAAGUCGUUGAUCAAGAGCAAGAAGACAUCUUUGAUGCAGGAAUUCUCUUUCUGGCCAACGACCCCCCCACGUAAGCUCGGUGGCCUAUUUGAGCUCCGCUCGUACACUCUCCACCCAGGCAAUCUAUUGGAAUGGGAGAGUCACUGGCGCCAUGGUCUCAAGGCACGGCGGGAAGUCAUGGAGGGCGUCGGUGCCUGGUUCGUUCAGAUCGGCGACUUGAACACCGUGCAUCAUCUGUGGCAAUUUGCCAACUUGGAAGAGCGCAAGAUCCGACGGGAGCUCUCUUGGGGUAUUGAAGGCUGGGCAGACACCGUCCACAAGACAGUCCCUCUCAUUCAAACCAUGCAGAGUCGGAUCCUGAUCCCCAUGCCCUGGAGCCCCGUCGGCUAA
Messenger RNA from Penicilliopsis zonata CBS 506.65, 1155 nucleotides. RefSeq lists its product as hypothetical. NCBI's taxonomy places the organism in Eukaryota, Fungi, Ascomycota, Eurotiomycetes, Eurotiales, Aspergillaceae. The transcript is spliced from 2 exons. The coding region runs from base 1 to 1155 and encodes 384 amino acids. The record is from RefSeq and is a predicted model, not a curated record. Gene Ontology annotation, cellular component: mitochondrion.